AUGGAAACAGACAAGUCGAUAAUAAUCGAGGAGAGCCCGCACACGGGCAAAAUAACCAUACGGAUUCCGCCAUUCUGGCCAGAGGAACCAGAACUAUGGUUCGCACAAAUAGAAGGACAGUUCGAGCUUUGCCGGAUAGGGAGCGACCAUGAGAGGUACAUUCACGCCCUCUCAAAGAUAGAGCCGAAGCAAGCAAAGGAGGUCAAGGACAUAAUUAUUAACCCUCCAAGCAGCAGAAAAUACGAAGCCUUAAAGGAGGCACUGAUACAGAGGCUGACAGACUCUCAGGAGUACAGAAUACGCCAACUCCUGGAAACUGAAGAGAUGGGAGACAGAAAACUAUCGCAGUUUCUGAGGCACCUGGCAACUCUAGCCGGGACUACAGUUUCCGAAAAACUAUUGCGCACUCUGGGGCUAGGACGCCUGCCAGCCCAGACGCAAGCCAUAUUAGCAACCCGAGGCGAAGAUAACCUCAACAGCGUAGCUGAGCAAGCCGACAGAAUACACGAGAUCGGUAGUAAAACCGCAGUACUAGCUACUACCGGUCCACAGCCGACAAGUCCGAGGGAAGAAUCACUGGAAGAACUCCGGAAGCAAAUAGCAGCCCUAACAACAAAGGUGGAAAGAAUGACCAGUGCCUGGGAGAAAAAUAGAUCCCGAAGCAGAUCACGUAACCGACUUAGAGAUAUCGGAUCAGAUGUAAGCAUCGUACCUCCGACACGUAACAGGGGCAACCUCAAACCAACCCCGUACCAAUUGUACGCCGCCAAUGGUACGUUGAUACCAACGUACGGCACCGUGGCACUCCAGCCAGAACUUGGACUUAGAAGAGCGUUUCCUUGGAGAUUCGCGGUAGCUAAUACCACGCAGCCGAUACUAGGAGCCGACUUCCUGGUACACUACAGUCUCUUGCCGGACAUGGAAAAAAAGAUACCAACGUACGGCACCGUGGCACUCCAGCCAGAACUUGGACUUAGAAGAGCGUUUCCUUGGAGAUUCGCGGUAGCUAAUACCACGCAGCCGAUACUAGGAGCCGACUUCCUGGUACACUACAGUCUCUUGCCGGACAUGGAAAGGAAAAGACUGAUAGACGGGAAAACAGGCCUGACAACAAGAGGCACCGCAAGCAUCACGGCAACGCCUUCCGUCAAAACAAUCGGCACGCAAACCAAGUACCACGAGGUAUUAGCAAAAUAUCCGGGUCUUACGAACAUCUCAGGACAACAACGCGAGGUAAAACACGAAACACAACACUUCAUAAAAACAACACCUGGCCCGCCCGAAGCAUGCCGACCGCGCAGGCUGGCACCUGACAGGCUGAGAGCGGCCAAAACCGAUUUCGACCUAAUGUUAAAAGAAGGAAUCAUACAACCUUCGAAGAGCCCGUGGUUAGCACCACUACACCUUGUACCCAAAAAGGACCAAACAUGGCGACCGUGUGGAGACUACCGCAAACUAAACGCCAGGACAGUACCAGACAGAUACCCCAUACCGCACCUGGAGGACUUCGCACACGCGUUGCAGGGAAAGACAGUAUUUUCCACACUCGAUCUAGUCAGGGCCUAUUACCAGAUCCCGAUACAUCCAUCGGACAUACCGAAAACGGCAAUCAUGACACCGUUCGGCAUGUUCGAAUUUAAGUACAUGCCUUUCGGACUUCGGAACGCGGCACAGACGUUCCAACGGUUUGUCAACAGCGUACUCCAAGACCUGGAGUACUGUUACGUGUACAUCGACGAUAUCCUAAUAGCAUCUCAGACGAACAUAGGCAGCACCUGCACGAGGUAUUCCAGAGACUCGAAAGGCACGGAAUCAAAAUCAACCCAGCAAAGUGUGUCCUGGGAGAAAGCAAAAUAG
This is a messenger RNA of Trachymyrmex cornetzi, 1857 nucleotides long. RefSeq lists its product as uncharacterized. Lineage: Eukaryota; Metazoa; Arthropoda; Insecta; Hymenoptera; Formicidae. Bases 1 to 1857 code for a protein of 618 amino acids. The record is from RefSeq and is a predicted model, not a curated record. The transcript is spliced from 2 exons.